Messenger RNA from Pongo pygmaeus (Bornean orangutan), 4585 nucleotides. RefSeq names its product PTTG1 interacting protein (gene PTTG1IP). The transcript has 6 exons. NCBI's taxonomy places the organism in Eukaryota, Metazoa, Chordata, Mammalia, Primates, Hominidae. The coding region runs from base 2062 to 2604 and encodes 180 amino acids. Gene Ontology annotation, cellular component: nucleus; cytoplasm. Gene Ontology annotation, biological process: protein import into nucleus. The record is from RefSeq and is a predicted model, not a curated record.
UAAAUACCUUUAUUAGAACUUCUUUUGGAUGCUUCCAAAUACCAUAAAAAAUAACUCUCCCAAAGAUUCUGUUUUAUCCUGGAGCCAGCGUUUUCCAAUUGAGCAAACAAGUAAAUUAGCUUGGUAUUCCAAUGGUACCCGGCUUUGGUCACUGAAAUGUUUUUUCUCAAGUUAUGUGAGACCAUUUUUCUAAAUACGACAAGAGGUGGCGCCAUAAGCACUGCACAUGAAUCCAGCCGGAGUUUCCAAAGAUGGGUCCUUCCUGAAGGAGAAAGACUUGUUUUGGAUGGACGAUUGUCUAUGAGUUCUCUUAAGUGACAGAAGACUGUAAGGGAAAAUCUGGUUACUCAAGAAGAAAGUUUAGACAUGUCAAUUGAACUCAGCUCCAGAGCCUGGCCAGUUUUAAGGAUUACAAAUUUUGCUUAAACCACGAUUCGCUUCUUCUUUUCAAAGAGAAACUACCUUCCCCUUCUCCAAAUUUGAAGGAGAAAAAAGGUUGCAAACUUUAGCAAGUAAGACGAACAAAACCGUAACCUCGAAGGAUAGUGUAACCAUACACCUGCAAACAGCUGACUCUUUGGAGAAAUAACAAACGAAACUCUUGCCUUAAAACCAAGCUUCACUUCCAGCCCCAUCAGGUGUGGACCUGGGUAGGCGGAACAGAGUCUGAACCUCAGCCCUGGGAGGCUGCCAGAGACCCCGGCCAGUUCCCAGGCGGUCGGGUGAACCAGUGCCAGAGAAGUGGCUCGGAUCACAAGAGGCUGGCCUCGGGGCCAUCUGCAGGCGCCCAAAUCCCAACCUAAAAUCACCACAGGGUCAGAAUCUAAUGUAAGGGGGGUUUAUUGAAAGGCAGUUGGAGGCUGGCCCACCCGGAAACACCAGCUCCAGAGGAACGGAGUGCGCCCUCGGAAGCAGGGAGGGGAAGGGUGCCUUCGGGCAGGCAGAGGCGGAGGCUUUUAGCAGGACCGCGGUGUCUUUCCUACGAGGUGGGCGCAGUCCCAGCAUUUGAUGGAUGACGGGCAGUGCCUGUUUCGGGGAAGGGUACAUUUAACCUGUCAGAGGGUGCGGAAGUCACGGUUUCCCGUCUUUUGGUCUAAGCAGUGCAGAAAACAGGGGAAGUUCAUCUACAAGGGUCAUGAACUAAGAAGGCAGGAGGUUUCUGUCCCCGGCACCGGCGAAUCCCGGACCCGAGAAAGGAGCUACGGGCGCACGGAAGCGGGCGGCCCCGGCUCUCGCGGGGCUUAAAGCGCGCAAUGUGUUCAGGUUCACACCUCUAAAUGUAUUUUUGCCAUUUCUUAAGUAGACUUAAAAAUGUCCGUCACUAUUUAGUCCUUUUAUCAACCGAGGGGCCCGGAAGGCCGCAGCGAGGGCGUCGGCGAGAAGCCAGGGAGGAGAAACGGCGCUUCUCUCGGGAAUUUAGGUGGCAGCUUCAGCAGCACACAUUUCAGCCCAUUCUGGGGCCGUUUCUAGUGUGGUUAACGUACAAAAAUAAACAAAUCCUCGAAAAGCCCCACGCGGACAUCGGCCGGAGCCCAGGGCCGGACGCCGCGGUGUGGAGCGAGGGCGCCGGCGCGGACUAUGAGGGCCCACCCGCACUUCGUCCAGGGCUCACUUAAGAGCAGCGUGAGCAGCGCUUGGGGCCGCCGUCCAGGACGCCCGCAGCCCUUUAGGAUGGAGGCCACCGUGACCUCCGCUACCGAAGCACCGCGCUCCCCUAGUCCCCUCGGCCGGUCGCCCUUCCCCGCCGUGCAUGCGCAGGAGCCGCGGCGAGCCCCUCGGUCACUCCUCGCCCAUCCGCGCCGCGCAGGCGCAGUGAGCCUCAGCCGCGCUCUCCUCACUAUCAGGCGCCUUUCCUCCAUCGCGCAGGCGCACUGAGCCUCAGCCGCGGCGGGAGGGGAGCCGGUGGCGAGGGGGCGGGGCGAGCUGCUUUUUGAGGCUGCGCACUCGCAUGGCCCCGCCCCUCAGGUCCACUUCCGGCGCCGCGGCUGUUCCGGGCGGAGACCACUUGUGCUAGAGUCGGAGUUGUAACGCUUCACUGACUGAUAGAGCGACCGGCCGACCAUGGCGCCCGGAGUGGCCCGCGGGCCGACGCCGUACUGGAGGUUGCGCCUCGGUGGCGCCGCGCUGCUCCUGCUGCUCAUCCCGGUGGCCGCCGCGCAGGAGCCUCCCGGAGCGGCUUGUUCUCAGAACACAAACAAAACCUGUGAAGAGUGCCUGAAGAACGUCUCCUGUCUUUGGUGCAACACUAACAAGGCUUGUCUGGACUACCCAGUUACAAGCGUCUUGCCACCUGCUUCCCUUUGUAAAUUGAGCUCUGCACGCUGGGGAGUUUGUUGGGUGAACUUUGAGGCGUUGAUCAUCACCAUGUCAGUGGUCGGGGGAACCCUCCUCCUGGGCAUUGCCAUCUGCUGCUGCUGCUGCUGCAGGAGGAAGAGGAGCCGGAAGCCAGACAGGAGUGAGGAGAAGGCCAUGCGCGAGCGGGAGGAGAGGCGGAUACGGCAGGAGGAACGGAGAGCAGAGAUGAAGACAAGACAUGAUGAAAUCAGAAAAAAAUAUGGCCUGUUUAAAGAAGAAAACCCGUAUGCUAGAUUUGAAAACAACUAAAGCGCUCCAGCAUAUCAGUCCCGACGCUUCCUGUGAGGUGCACACUCCGCAGCACAGCCCAGCCGGGGGACCACGUGGCCAUUGCGGUCUCCUGACCUUGACCAGUGAACCUGCCAGCCUUCCAGGACAGGCGGCCAGAGAGCUGCCCCUGAAGGACAGUCCUCUCGUCUUGCAGACUGGUGACCUUCUAUUCCCUGUUCAUCUCUGUUCCUAGAUUUAGUCACUUGAAAUAAGAAAUCUUUGGGGUUUGGGCUUUUUUAUACUCUUCUCAGUUUGUAAAACGCUAACUGCACACGAAGCCACGUGACGGCACCCAGCGCUGUGGCUGUCAUUCUCCCGCAGCAGAACCCUGCGUUCCUCUCUGUCCACUAACAAGCUUCACACGCGACACAGGGAAGUCGGUUUGACUUUUGUCGUGAGGAGAACUGGCCAGCCCUCAUCAUUCCCCAUAAAACCACGGAUGCGUCUGUGUGCUCAUCUUGAGUCUUCACACCUGUUGACUCACACGGCUUUUGCUGAUGACACGGGGCUCCAGUACACAGUGUGAUAAGGACUUACUUCCUAACCUCAAUUGUAUUAAAUAGCAUUGGGGAAUAGCUAAACCUUUUAAAAAAAUAUUAUUGGAUUUUCCUCCCUACUUAAAAGAUUUCACCAGAGAACUUUCAUAUAAAAAUUCAGGCCCUUUUUCGACAAUUUUUAAAAUUUGUAUCUUUACUAGAACAUGAGAAUCUUUUUCCCUUGGAAGCUUGAAUUAUAAAUGUGGUGUUUGGCCUGCCUCUGCAGCACCAGUUGACUGCUCGUGUGCCAGCGGUGUGGGGAGGACGGGGCAGGACGCUGCAGCUCUCUCCAGCCCUGUUGGCAUCCUCAGUGCCUGCAGGCCUCUCCCUGCCUGUUGGGCUGUCUGGGGGGUGGGGCCAUUUAGGGAUCGUGGGGACAGGGUCCACCCCAAGAAGAAAGAAAGGCCCGUCCACAGGCCUGGCUCUGGGCCGUGUGCCCCGGAAGCAGGUGUGUCCAGAGCCAGCUGAGGGCUCUCCCCACACCACCCAGCAGGCGCCGGUGCUCCUUCUGCCUCACGGGACCAGUCCAGCUUCCAGCCGCUCUGGCUCAAGGGUGGUCUGAGCACUUCCUUCCGAGUGGGCUUCUCUGGGAGCUCUCCAGUGGCACUGCUGGACCUGCCCAUGUUUCUGUAAAAUCAGGAUACGUGGCUUUAGUAAGCAGACCAAGCGCUUUGUGGCAGGGAGAGCAGCGUGCAGGGAAGUCACUGAAAAGUGCUGCCUAAGGAAGUUUGAAAAUAGUCCCCGUUCCAGAUUGCCUUGAAUUUUAAAACAUUUUGCUUUGGGAAAGUAGGUCAGCAGCACCUAAGAUCAAUGAUGCCAUUUUCACACUUCACGGUCAUGAAAACUGAGAAGACUGUCUUCAGCAUGAACUAAAGUUCACAGGCAGAUCACUGAUCCAGAACACUUUAAGAACUCGUCAAACAGCUUGAUAAGCCUUUUUGACUGUGUACAUCUGUACCGGGAAUAACAUUCCUAGGCUGAAAUUUUCACAAAGAAUAGAACCUGUACCCAGUUCUUCAGGCUGAUUUCCCUGACCUCUUGGGCAUUUGUAUUUGUAGUAAAGUAUUGCAGAGAUUCCUAAGUAUUUUAUAGCAGCCAUCAAAAUUGGACUUUGUAUUGUUUAUUCAUAAAAGAAACUUUGUAGUAGACUUUAAUGAACUUUGUAUGAAUACAGUAGUGUGUAUGCAAAAUCAGUUUCCUGAAUGUAGGUUGCUGAGCUGAAGCUAGAGCUUGGUUGUUAAAUACAGUGUAGUUAAUCCUUGCGUUCAGUGUAGAAACCCACGUCUAUAAGGUUGGUCUUAGUCCAUCUGCUUUUUUCUGAAAUACACUAAGAGCAGCCACAAAACUGUAACCUCAAGGAAACCAUAAAGCUUGGAGUGCCUUAAUUUUUAACCAGUUUCCAAUAAAAUGGUUUAAUACCUGAA